AUGCCAUUCCCCUACGCCUUGAAAGCUCUCUCAAGCGUCAUCCACGAACGAUGGGACUCUGCCGACUUCAAACCCUACCGUGAUGCUUUCCCUGCCGAGGCACAAGCAUCUCCCGAAGCCUUUGAGGCUCACGUCAAGGACUUGACAGCACGCGACGUCAAGAUCGCCUAUCUCAAGAACCUGCAGGGCUAUCUAUGGCAGGCCGGUUACGAGAACGGCGCCUACUCCACUCCUUUGUUCGACGAUGUCGCUCCUCAGCUCAAGCACUGGCGUGACUCAUCGAAGCAGCUAGUCAUCUACUCCUCAGGCAGCAUCUUUGCGCAAAAGCUCCUCUUCGGACAUGUCCAAGACCCGCUCGGCGGAGCGGAUGAGAAACGCACGCAAAACUUCCAGGGGUUGAUCGACGGUUGGUUUGACACGACCAAUGCCGGCCUGAAGCAUGAUGCUAGCAGCUACACCAAGAUCGCCGAGGAGUUGGGCAAAUCUGCCGACAGCAUCCUCUUCCUGAGCGAUAAUGUCAAGGAGGUUCAAGCUGCCAUUGAGGCUGGCAUGCAGUCUGUGGUCGUCGACAGACCUGGUAAUGCCCCUCUGAGUGAAGAAGACAAGGCCAAGUACCAGUCUCUCACCCGCACAGAUUGA
Molecule: messenger RNA, 639 nt
Organism: Aureobasidium vineae
Lineage: Eukaryota; Fungi; Ascomycota; Dothideomycetes; Dothideales; Saccotheciaceae
Source: the annotation of a GenBank genome assembly